AUGUCUUUCCAGCCUAGCGUGAUCAGCUCCCAGCCUCAAGUGACCAUCCACCAGUACGCAGUGUCCCACUGGAGCGCCAACACGCUCGCCCGCUGCGACGACUGCGGCAUCUGUCUGUGCGGGACCUUCGUGCCGUGAAUACUGGAGUGCAAGGUGGCCCAGGACAAUGGGGAGAACUGCUGUCUGGCCUUCCUCCCUGACCUGGCUUUGAGGACCAGCAUGCGCCACAAGUACCGCAUUGAACUAAGUUUGGUGGGUAUAACAGUACAACACAAUGAACACGCCCCUCCUGGCCCCGCCUCUUGA
Messenger RNA from Phyllopteryx taeniolatus (common seadragon), 306 nucleotides. RefSeq names its product cornifelin (gene cnfn). Lineage: Eukaryota; Metazoa; Chordata; Actinopteri; Syngnathiformes; Syngnathidae. The record is from RefSeq and is a predicted model, not a curated record.